Molecule: messenger RNA, 4614 nt
Organism: Pieris napi
Lineage: Eukaryota; Metazoa; Arthropoda; Insecta; Lepidoptera; Pieridae
Product: MATH and LRR domain-containing protein PFE0570w-like
Exons: 1
Coding region: 56-4375 (1439 amino acids)
Source: RefSeq, a predicted model, not a curated record
GUGAAGCGGGCUAGUCGACUGUCGUGCCGCGCCCUGCUUGUCCGUGAUGUAAACAAUGCACAUUGCCGUCGCGAUCUUAGUAUUUCAGUGUACGCUCAGUAGAAGUAUAAAAGUACCUGUGACCUGGGACAAUGACAGUGAAGUGAAACCAGUGAACCAAGACAAACACAAUGAAUAUUUCCACUAUUCAGCCAAUAAACCACAUUUCGCCGUUGAAGUAGCACAGUUCCAUAAUGUUAAGUCUCCAGAAAAUCAUUAUGAAUCGUAUCCAAUCAACCCACACACAGGUCUUAAUAAACCACAAUUUGGAAAACACCAGAUGCUUAAUAGUGAGCAUAAAAAUUAUAAACCAUAUCAAGAAUACGUAAAACAAGAUUAUGGACAUGUCAAGCCAAUUACCAAUUAUUAUGAAGUUUAUCACCCUUAUGAAGCAGAGGUCCCAGCGCUUCAAUCUAUUUAUAGAGAUCCUAUAUUAAAUAAAAUUAGAAAUGAUGUAGUUGAUGCGAAAAAUAGGCUUCAGAAAUAUGAGCAUGAUGCUGGAGAAUCCGAUGUUCAUAAAGACGAAUAUUUAGAAAGUCCAGAUUCUAUAGAUAAAAAAAAGGUACCACACAAAAAUAUACCUGUUCAGUAUGAAAUCCACAGGCCAGUUAGACGACCAAUUUAUUACCAACGGGUACCUAUUCAUAGUAAUCGAGAACAUAUUUUAAACCAAAAACUAAGACAUCCCUGGAGCCAAAGUUAUGCUAAAGUUACUCCUAUGCAUUACCAUCCCUUAAAACAUAACUUACAUCAGUUACGACAGCAACAUUCACUCACAUAUGAUGAUAGCAAAAACGAAUAUCCACAAAUUAUGCCUCCUGAACAGUAUGCUGAAAAACCUGAGGGUUACGAUAUCUAUGAGAAAGGAAAAGAAAAUUAUAAAAAUAUUAGGAAUGGAUUUGAGGAAUCCAUAAAUAACGCGGUUCUUAAAAACAGACCAAUAGUGAUGGACAAUUUAGAAUUACAAAAAGACGAUCAUGCAUCUAAUACCGAAGAGGACGAAAAUGAAGAGUUUAUACCAAUAAAAAACUAUGCUCAAGUGCGAAAAACUACUACAUUUAGGCAUCUACCAAAAUCAGCUGCUUAUGAAGAUGCAGACAAUUUAGAAGAAAUACAAAACGCUCCAAGAUUAAGGGAAGCCAUAAAAAGUAGUAAAAAUCAAGUUGUUUAUUCUGAAGAAGGGUACGAAGAUUCCGCUUAUGAUCACGCAGGUGAACAGAAACAUGCAUCUGAUCACGAAGGGCACGGUGGUUUCUUAACGGAAAAUGAAGCUAGCAAAGGAAAAUAUAAAAUUCCAACUAUUGAUACUGGGUUUACCGAUGAAGGUAAAACUAGUUCUAGAGAUCAGAUACUACACGGUGAAAAAUGGAACGAUGAACAUUCUGAAGACUUAGACGAAAAUGACUCGGAAGAUUAUUCUGAAAAUGAAAAUGAUUACUCUGAAAGAAAUGAUGCACAAGCACCUGAUAAUGACAAUAUAAGUGAAAGAAAUAAACGUGAAAGUAAUAAUACGAACCCUGUGAAUGAAAACUUAUCUGAUCAUGAUUUAUCAAAAAGGGAAGUGAAUUUGAACUUAUCAAGUACGAAAGAAGAUGGAACAAAUGAAAACACAAAUCUAUCUCGUCAAAACAUUGAAAUCUCUAUGAAUAAGUAUCCGUAUUAUUUCAAUAGUUUGAAGGCUCUAGAUAAAAAUUCACCUCUACGCUACUCCGAAAACCUCAAUCUUAUCCCUAAUAAAACAAAAGACAACAGCGCAUUCUACAAUUCAAGACUAAAUCAUAUAUGUCCUGAAGUUGAAAAAGAAGUAAAUCCAAUACCAGAUAAAUUUGAUAACGAUGAAGUUUCUCAAGAUAGCGAAGGUGAAAAUCAUAAUAAUGAUGAAAAAGGAGAGGAAGAAUUUAAAAAAUUCAAAGACAAACAACGGUUGGAAGGGUUAGGAGAUAAAAUAGAUUGUUUUAAGAAAAAAUAUUUUGGACCAGAACCAUUAGACAGUCCAUUUUUUACCGAAAGUUUAAUUAAAAAUCCACAACCUUUAGAACUAAUAAAUUCAAGCAUAUUUUCUGCAGAUAAACUAGAAAAACAUUUAAUUAAUCAACAGAAAAAUAAAGAAAAAACAUUUUCUAACGGUCUGUAUGGAAGUAACACCUUUGACGAUUUGACAAAAAAUCAAAGCAAUUCUUUUAAUAAAAAAAAUAAUACGAUAAUAACGAAACUUAGAAAAAAGAGAGGGGUAACAUUUAUGUAUGAACCAUAUAAGGUCAUAAAGGAUAGUCAAGCAACAGAUUCUAAAAAGUUCCCAACUUCAAGCAAUAUUAGCCCUGUUAUAAGAAAACUGCAAACAAGACAAACUGUUGACACGAGUAAUAAUCAAAAGUACUAUAAAGAUAUUGGUAAAAAUGAAAGACCUCUAAAUGAACAAGAUUUCAUUGAUGUUAGUAAAGACCUACGAAGAGGUGAACCGCGGUAUGAAAUAGAUCUAAAAAAUCAUCGAACACAAUAUAGUCCUGUUGAAAAUAAAACUUCAAUGUCUAUAGAAGACUAUAAAGAAAAGACAGCUAACAAAAACGAUAAAACGAAAAUAAACUUUGAGCCAUCAUCGAACCGACCACAAUCUAUCACAUUUAAAUAUAUUCCACGGACUGUGACUACCCAAAACAUUGCAGCUAGUAAUAUAAUAUCAAAAACCAUUCAGUCAACAACAAUUAAACCUCAAAAUAAAGAAGAAGAAGAUAUUGAUGCCGAUUACGAAGAAUAUGAGGAUGAAAGCGAUGAAAUAACAGAGGAAAAAGAAUUUCGUGAAACGACAAGUACAACCACAAGUACUACAAAACCAAAACUGAUUAAGAGAAUUCAUUUAGCACCUACAGCUAAACCUAAAGAAGAUGAAAAAUCUAACUCGAUGAAACUUCAGCUUACUACCCGGUUUCAUACUUCAACAACAGAUGCCGCACCCAUACAUGUAUAUCCUCCUGAACAUAGUGAACAACUUAUAAGGACACCAAAUUACAGAGAAAAGAAGAAGAAAACAACAAAGAGUACGCUUGUCACAGAUACAGAAUCUUACGGUGAUGACACUGAUGAUAUGAGAAGAGAAGAAAUUGAUGCUAUGAUAGGUAUAAAACAAGACAUGGAUGAAUAUACACCAACAUAUGAAAAAGAAAAUAAACACAGCGACAGUACCAAGAAGCAUAAGAACUCCUACGAAAAAGUAAUUGAUGACCAACUACGAGAAAAUGAUGAAAACCAAGAAGAAGAAGAUGAUGAUGAUGAUUCUAGCGAAGAAGAUGAAUAUGGUGAUGGCGAAGACGACGAAGACGACGAAGAUGACGAAGAUGACUUAGAUGUAAUUGACAAUAAUCAAGAAAACAAAAACCACAAAUUGAAAGAAACUACUCCUCUACCAGACAAACGAGGCAACAUUCAAGUAACUACAUCGGAACCAACAAAAAGAACUCUAAUAAAAACCACUGAACCAACAUCAACCACAGAAGUCUUGUAUGGUGACAUACAACCAACAGUUUAUCGUAAAAAAGUUGAAAUCCAUAAAGAAUUGCCUGUCAAUAAAACAUCACCACAUGUGACACACUAUAAACAGGAUAUAAAAGAAGUAGAAAUUAUUAAAGAAGUAGACCGCCCACAUAUACCUAAUAAUAAUCAUCCUGGCUCGCUAAAUCUUUACAAAGACGAAAGUUUAGCUAGAGAAAUAAAUAAUUUGGGUGAUAUUGAUGUGUUCAAUGACAAUAUAGAUUUUGAAAAUGGUCCAAAACACGGAGGUAAUUACAGAAAUGUUGAGCACAACGCAAAUCCAGAUAGUGAUGUUGAAACAUCUCAAUCUCAAUCAAAAAAAAUAAUUGAACCUGAAACAUCAACAAUUAAGCCGAGAAAUCAGAAUUAUCGUAAUAAAGAAUCAAAAAGAUUAGAAAAAAGUGAUAUGGCUAAGUCGACGUCAAGAUCGCGGAACAUAGAUCGUAGACGAAAAACAAAUAGAUUCAACACAGAAAAAAGUGCAAAACUCAUAGAACUACAAGAUGAAGAUAAUAAUGGCGAUAAUGUAGAAAAUUACAAUGUAUAUAAGGGAAACUCUAAAGCCGAUUCGAGAUAUAAUAAUGAACCCAUGCAUGGGGGAAAUUAUAGAAGUGCAAAGAUUACCUUACAUAAGAAUAAUCAGGAUACUACAACAGAAAGCAGCACGACAAAGAGAAUUCUUAAACAACGAAAUAGAAAAACAGAAGCAGAAGUAUUGAACGCCUACGCAAGAGCAGCGACUGAAAUCACUACAAUACCUGCUUUCAUUUUGGAUCCAAGUAAAAGAAUGUACUAUUAUCUAGAAGACUAGAACUGGAAACAUUAGUAUUCAUGAGUGCCAAAAUUGAUUUCCAGUGUUGUAAAACUAAAUAAUAUAUUUGUCAUAUAAAAUUGUUUGUUUUUGAAAGCUAGUUGCUAAUAAUUUCUGUGAUAAAAUGAACUAAUUAAAAUUAUUUAUAAAUAUUAUCAUAUACGUAUUUAUAUUGUAUUAUAAUGUAAGUUUAGUUUUCAAUAUUGUAAUGUUAUCUGUAAAUGUGUUUUAUGUAAAUU